UCAGUCCAUCCUCCUCUCUCGCAGAACAGCCGACAUACAAGAAUCGGCGAGAGUAGAGAGAAACGCCUUCACAUACUGAAUCAAUCAAUCAAUCUGCGAGAAUUGAACCCAUUCGAUAGAGGAAUUCAACACCUCUAACGAUUACAUACCCAGCCAAUAUGGAAAAUCCUCAAUUGGUUACUCAACCUGAGUCCCAAAUCAAACGGGAUAUGUCAUCGGAUCUUCUCGUUUCAUCCUCGUCUGGACCUCUUUUCCAUAGAAGAAUCGAGUUUCACCUAGCUAAUAAAUCGGCUUUCACUGGUUACAUCAAUGGCAGCAACGCUAGUGAGUUUCGAUUGGAAACUCUUAACCCGACGAGUUCGAUUGGCGUCUCGACAAAACAGGGUUCUGUUCAGUCUGGGAGGAAGGCUGAUGGGGAGUUGUUGGAUUCUGGAUUGGAUCCGGAGCUAAGUCUUAGUAUUACUUUUAAAAGAAUUGGAGCUGGGCUGGACAAUCUUGGGAAUACUUGUUUUCUUAAUUCUGUAUUACAAUGUCUGACCUACACAGAGCCCUUAGCAGCAUAUUUGCAAAGUGGAAAGCAUCAGAAUUCUUGUCGCGCUUCUGGAUUUUGUGCUUUGUGCUCCAUUCAGAGACAUGUUACCCGCGCUCUACAAUCGACUGGAAGAAGUUUAGCACCAAAGGAUCUCGUUUCAAACUUGCGCUGCAUUUCUAGAACCUUCCGUAAUUCCAGACAGGAGGAUGCUCAUGAAUACAUGGUAAAUUUGCUGGAAUCUAUGCAUAAAUGCUGCUUACCUGCUGGAGUACCUAGUGAAUCACCAAGUGCUUACGAUAAUAGUUUGGUCCACAAGAUAUUUGGUGGUCGACUCCGCAGUCAGGUGAAAUGCAUGCAGUGCUCAUUCUGCUCCAACAAGUUCGAUCCUUUCUUAGAUUUAAGCCUAGAUAUUUAUAGGGCAGAAUCGCUGCACAAAGCACUUCUACACUAUACUGCUAGAGAGUAUUUAGAUGGCGGGGAGAAACAGUUCCAGUGUGAAAGGUGCAAUCAAAAAGUGAAGGCUCUUAAACAGCUCACAAUUCAGAAGGCACCUCAUGUCCUAACCAUCCACCUGAAGCGGUUUGGAACACAUGUUGGGCAAAAGAUUGACAAAAAAGUCCAAUUUUCUUCCACGUUGGAUUUGAAGCCACAUGUUACUGGUUCAUAUGAUGGAGAUUUGAAGUAUACACUCUAUGGUGUUCUCGUUCAUCAUGGCUGGACUACACAUUCUGGCCAUUAUUCAUGUUUUGUCAGAACCUCAAGUGGCAUGUGGUACUCCCUUGAUGACAGUCGGGUGCGCCAAGUUAGUGAAAAGAUGGUUUUGCAGCAGCAAGCCUACAUGCUGUUCUAUUUUAGAGACCGGAAAAAUUCAAACAUUGGCUCCAGCAGCUUAAAGGUACCAGUUCAAAAUGGAAUCUCUGGCGGAAAGAUCAAUAUCUUGCAUUCUUCGUCUGCAGCAGCACAUGUACAUCCAAGGUUUCCUGAUGGAUUAAAGAAAGCCCCAGCAGAAGAACCAUCUGAUAGGAAGGUCAACAUCCUGAAGAAAGACUUCACAAAUGGUGGGAAAAAGGAGCCCCUCUUAAACUCUUCUUCGGGACCUGCUACUCUAGGUGUGGGAGAAGGCCUCCCCAACUCAGCUCCAGUUAUUGGUUUGCAAAAAGAUGCCACUGAUAAGGCUUCAACACCAUUAACCAGCACUCUGUUUGUUACUCCCACUGAAAGUCUCAACCACUCGGUGACUAAUGUUAAAGCUUUGGCUAAGGAAGUUAUUACACAUCCCCCAAGUGCAACAGCUGGAGAGCAUUCUCAGAAAGAGGGAGAGGGUAAAUUUGUCGAAAUAGCUCAUGCACCUAAAGGAGUUUCUAAUGUCUUGUCCCAAGAUGUGGAUCAGAAGACCCGUGCAAAACAAAAAAAGAAACUUGUAAAGAAUAAGUUUCUGCAAAUGAAUAUCAGUUCAAACCUACUACUGGGGGCAACCUUCACGCUAAGGAAGAAGAAGCACAAAAGGAGUAAAAAGCGUACUGUAGAUAUUAAGAAUCUCAAUCUCGGGCCAUCUACGUCUGAGUUGGCCGAUGCAUCUGUUGUCAUUCAUAAAGGUCAUAGUAAAAAGAAGGGUUCAAAAUCUGGUCAGAAUAGUGAAGCUGAUUGUGAUGUUAGAAAGAAUGGUCAUAGUAAUAAUAAUGAAUCGUCUGAUAUUCUCACUGGUAAAGAAUCUCUUGAUAGAUUAAGCCAAAAUGGAACUGUCCUUGCAAAUGAGAAACAAAAUGAAAACUUAUGUGAGGUUCCGUUGUUGGCAAAGCCCUUCGGAGCUAAUGAUUCAUCCGAGAGGAAAGAAAAAGUUAAGACCAAUUUCGCAAUGCUUACAAGCGGUCUAGAUGAGAUAACUGUUGCAGGUUGGGACGGGAUUGAUCUAAAGCCUUCUCAAAUCACAAAAACAAGUGCAGUAAAGACUGCGACCAUUGGCUAUGUUGCAGAUGAAUGGGACGAAGAAUAUGACAGAGGGAAGAGGAAAAAGAUUAGAGAUACAACCAUAGAGUUUGGCGGACCAAAUCUAUUCCAGGAAGUUGCAACAGAGAAGACAAGGAAAGCAACAAUGAAGACAACAAAGAGAGUAAAAACGAGUCAUUCCAGUUAUCGAAAAAACCAAUCUCGCAGACAAUAACCAAUAUAGAUGAAAACGAGUAUGCUUGGUUGGUCGGGUCCCCCAUUUGUUGUUACCAUUGAUUGGGCAGCGGUUGAGACACAAUUAUUUUCUGAGUUUUUUCUUGUGAGGUAUUGGUAUCGAAGACAAUCUAAUUUAUGUUGUUUAUAUUUGUGCGAACCAACACCCAGGAUUCUUGACAUUAUUGUUUGUAGGAGUGUUGUGUGUGUGAGAUGGGAUUUGAACUAUCUAAAGCUCUUAGAGCUUUCUUUUUGAAAAUAUUUGGUUUUUUCUCUUGUU
Molecule: messenger RNA, 2972 nt
Organism: Impatiens glandulifera
Lineage: Eukaryota; Viridiplantae; Streptophyta; Magnoliopsida; Ericales; Balsaminaceae
Product: ubiquitin carboxyl-terminal hydrolase 23
Exons: 10
Coding region: 159-2693 (844 amino acids)
Biological process (GO): protein deubiquitination
Cellular component (GO): cytosol; nucleus
Molecular function (GO): cysteine-type endopeptidase activity; cysteine-type deubiquitinase activity
Source: RefSeq, a predicted model, not a curated record